CAGAGUACCCAAGCAAACGGCGAACCGCGAAGCCGGAUCUGUCGUAACGUUCAGAUGUGGCAUUUUUGCUGGGAGAGCAAUGAUUUUAGGUUCUGGAAGGAUUUUUUCGCGGUUCCAGUACUAAGGGUUUCGAGCCACCUCCAUGAAAAUUUACGACCCAGUAGUCGCUGGUACCCGCGACGGAUCCGGGAGCUUCAUUCAUGACCGAGCGUUGCUCAGAGCGGAGACGGCGAAAUUCAAACCGCCGAAGCUCGACACCGAUCCGAGUAAGACCGUUUUCGUUGGCCGUCUGCCCCUGGAUCUGACAGAAGAUCGCCUGAGAGAGGUAUUCUCCGGAUGCGGCACACUGAGGAAUCUUCAUUUGGUGCGGCACAAGAUUUCGCGAGCGUCACAGGGGUACGCCUUUCUCACGUUCAAGCACAGCGCCGAUGUUAAUAGAGCUAUCGCCCUUCAUGGCUCCGAGAUCGGCGGAAAACGCAUCUUGGUCGAACGCGAAGUAGGGAGACUCUUACCGGGCUGGAAGCCGCGCCGAUUAGGAGGUGGUUUCGGAGGCCGUAAAGAGAGCGGACAAAUGCGUUUCGGCGGCAGAGCCUGUCCGCAUUCGGAUCGAGAAACGAAGUUCCCCGCCAGGAGUCGUGCAGACCGCAAGGAACGCGAGCGAUGUUGUUCUACUCCGACUCGGAGACGAGACGAUGCGUACUAACGGACUGUUUCGCGUGAUUCAUGAUUGAUGCACAAUUUCG
This is a messenger RNA of Galendromus occidentalis (western predatory mite), 743 nucleotides long. RefSeq names its product U11/U12 small nuclear ribonucleoprotein 35 kDa protein. Gene Ontology annotation, cellular component: precatalytic spliceosome. The record is from RefSeq and is a predicted model, not a curated record. The transcript is spliced from 3 exons. Gene Ontology annotation, molecular function: mRNA binding; snRNA binding. Gene Ontology annotation, biological process: mRNA splicing, via spliceosome. The coding region runs from base 143 to 703 and encodes 186 amino acids. NCBI's taxonomy places the organism in Eukaryota, Metazoa, Arthropoda, Arachnida, Mesostigmata, Phytoseiidae.